AUGUCACCAGUCGAUAUUUCAUUUAUUCAUUCUGAGCUCGUUGACAGGGAGGAAGUUGCUCGUGUAUGUGCAACUACCCUUCCUGUUCGUAAAAGCAAGUACAGUCCUCUGGUAGAGAAAGCGGUCGGAUUUGCGUACUGUGGUGCAACUUCGCCGCAGGGCCCUGUCACUGUCUUCUUUCCUCCGGAAACUAAACAAGAUCGUGUUGAGAUCUUUGCCAAGCUCAUUGAGUAUUUCUUCGCUUAUGAUGACGUUCUCACUGCCCCAGGAAGUGCCAAGACUGGCGAAGAGCAAUCAGCAGACUCUAUUGGAUGGGAAGUGCGCAAAGGAACGACGAGUAGCGUUCGAAUCAGCGCAAUGAAACAGAUCCAAUCCGAAGUGUUCUUGCGUCUUCUCGAAAUCGACAGAAAACGCGGAAACCUCAUUCUUCGAGCCAUCAACGAUUUAUCCCGAGUUUACGGAACGAUCGACUCGCGCGACCUCAGGAACAUGGGACGACUUGAGCUCAAUAUAAUGUCGAUUAUCUACUGCUGCGAACUGGACCUGACGCAGAGUGACAUACACGCGUUGAAAGAAGUUUGGUCGCCUGCGACUGCGGCGGCGGCGCUGGUUAAUGACCUGUAUAGCUUCAAUAGGGAGGUAAUUCUGGAGCCCGACACAGAUACGGAUACGGCUAUCGCAACACCAAACUCUGUCUGGUACUUGAUGAAAACAUUGAACUUGACUGUGUCGCAGGCAAAAGAAAUCCUGCUGAAAGACAAGAUAUUGCCCUUGGAAAGAGAGUUCAUUGCCAAAAAGGCCGAGUACCUGGCCAACAUGGAUCCGGUGACACCCAAGUCAGGCGAUAUUAUUUAUUUCCUGGAAAUGGUUGGCUUAGGGUUGUCUGGAAACUGGUACUGGCAUGCUAUUGCUGAUCGCUUCCAUCGAUGGGCCGAAUUGCUACAACUGCCGCCUGCUAAGUUAUUCGAUUACGAUGAGGCCACAGCAACCUGGGCAGAGAAAAAUCAAAUCCUGGAAUCCACUGAGAGUCUGCAGGCAAUGACAGAUAACCCAUACUAUAAGGUACUUCAUCAGCCGAUUGAUUAUCUUCGGAGCGUACCAUCGAAGAACAUAAGAGGCACCAUCAUCCAAGCGUUGAAUCUAUGGCUCAACGCACCGGAAUCGGCAGCAACUCAGGUGGAAGACUUGAUCGGACAUCUGCACGAGUCGUCGCUUCUGCUUGACGAUAUCCAAGACAGCUCCGAGCUCAGGCGCGGUCGGCCAACUGCUUAUCGCGUCUUUGGGGUACCGCAGACUAUCAAUGCUGCAACACAUGCACUUACACUUGCAUUCGAGAAGUUUCUGGCCGAGGUAGACGAGCUGCGCAACCUUCAUGUUGGACAAGCGAUGGACCUCUAUUGGACACGUUCUGGGUAUCGUCCUUCGAUUGCAGAAUACCUGGAAAUGAACCGGUUGAAAACCGGCGCACUGUUUUGCCUCGCGAGUAAUCUAUUAUCUAUCCAAGGGUCGUUUUCAGCCGGAGCUAUCAAGCAGACUGACCUGAACGAUCUUAUGAUCGUACUGGGUCAGUAUUUCCAAGCUCGAGACGACUAUAUCAAUCUGGCAUCAACCAAGUAUCAAGAGCAAAAGGGUUUCGCUCAGGAUCUCGACGAAGGCAAAUUGUCGCUUCCAUUGAUCCACCUUCUGACACAGUCGCCGAACGCGGCACUGAUCGAGAAUACCCAGCAAGAACGAGCAAGGAAUAACAAGCUGCCAGCUGAUCUGAAGCAACUGAUCUUGGAUGAAAUGCGUGAUCAGAAGAUUCUGCAGCUCACCGAAAAGACACUGAAGGGUUUAGAGGCCAAGGUGUACCGACACCUGGGAAGACUGGAAGUUUCCGCUGGGAUCAAGAACUUUACGUUCCUGUUCUUGCUGGAUAGAUUGAGGGAGAUGUGA
This is a messenger RNA of Aspergillus costaricaensis CBS 115574, 1935 nucleotides long. RefSeq names its product bifunctional terpene synthase/polyprenyl synthetase family protein. Bases 1 to 1935 code for a protein of 644 amino acids. Gene Ontology annotation, biological process: isoprenoid biosynthetic process. Lineage: Eukaryota; Fungi; Ascomycota; Eurotiomycetes; Eurotiales; Aspergillaceae. Gene Ontology annotation, molecular function: prenyltransferase activity. The record is from RefSeq and is a predicted model, not a curated record. The transcript is spliced from 12 exons.